Solanum stenotomum is the source of this 2292-nucleotide messenger RNA. RefSeq names its product O-fucosyltransferase 23. Lineage: Eukaryota; Viridiplantae; Streptophyta; Magnoliopsida; Solanales; Solanaceae. The transcript is spliced from 2 exons. Gene Ontology annotation, biological process: pollen-pistil interaction. The record is from RefSeq and is a predicted model, not a curated record. The coding region runs from base 612 to 1922 and encodes 436 amino acids.
CCCUUUUUAAUAUUUUUUUUCUCUGGUUGGCUUUACUUUACACUCCAAGAACAACUCAAAGGUGAGAACUUUUUUCUUUCUUUCCCUUUUGCCCCCUUUAUUUUCCAACAAUAAACCUUCUUCUUCUUCCUUACUCCACCCCCUUCAAACCCCACCUGGGUUUCUUGUUUUUUUGGGAUUGCAUGCAUCAUAUUUUUUAAACUUUUCUUGAUUUCUAGGCUAUUGUUGUUCUAUUUUUGGAAGUUUUCAUUUGGGGUUUUAAUGGAUGUUUUGACUUUCAUAGUUGGUUUUCUUUUGUAAAGCAAAAAAGAUUGGAUUUUUUACAUGUUCAAGAUCCAUUUUCCUCUUUAAUCGGUUAUUCUGAACUUUUCCAGAGACUGAAAUCUAUCUAUCUGGACAGAGAGGAAGUGAUUCUUUCUGGACUUUCAGAAAUUGAAUUUGUAUUUGGCUGACAGAGGGUUCUGUUUUCGGAUUUAAAAGGAGAAAAGAGGUUGAUUGGGUUUGAAAUCCCUGGCUGGGGUUGAGGAUUGAACAAUUAUAGGUUUGUGUUGCUUGGUUCGUUGAAUAUUGUUGUGAUGAUUUGUAUAUGAACUUAUUAGAUUGAAUCUCAAAUGGACUUGUCAAAUUGUAAGCAAUUGAGAUUCUUUGGAGUCCAUUUGAAUUUCUUGGCUGCAAAAUGCUUGGUAUUGGUUGCCAUUGCUUUGUUCCUUGGAACUGUUUUGCUUCCAACAUUCUCUGGACUUGGUGGGGUCAUUCGACAGAACAACUUUGUCUUUGUCCAUAACCGUUCAUUUCCAUCGAAUCAACCCGUAAAACAGAAGUUUCUUGAAGUUCCUCAGAUUGUGUGGGGAUUGAACAAUCAGAAGAUUGCUUUUGCUAGAGCUUGUUUGACUGCACGUAUGCUUAAUCGAACACUGUUGAUGCCUAAGUUGAGUGCUUCUCUGUUUUAUAAAGAAGUUGAACUUUUGAAGCCUAUUUCCUUCGAUAAGAUCUUCCAAUUCGAAAGAUUUAAUUCCAUUUGUAAAGGGUUUGUCCAAUUGAGUCGUUAUUCAGAUGUGUCGAAUCAAAGUGAUGUUAUCGAACUUCCGAAAGGCAGUGGAAGAAGGUGGACAUUGGAAAAAGAUUUGGAACAGUUGAAUCAAUUUAGUAAGCAUCCAUAUGAUGCACGUGAAAUCAUUCGGAUAGUAGGGAAGAACCCCUUUUUGUGGCAUGAUCAUUGGCCAACUAAAGACUAUGCAAAGGUUUUUGAAUGCUUAGCUUUAGUAGAGGAGAUAUCAACGGAAGCAGAUAAAGUUGUCUCAAAAAUUAGAGAAAUAGGAAUGGAGGUUAGAAGUAAGAAUGCAAUGUCAAGCUCUUCAUCACAACCGGUUCCCUUUGUAGCUGUGCACAUGAGAAUAGAAAAGGAUUGGAUGAUUCACUGUAAGAAGUUGGAGCAGAGAUUAAAUAUUAGUGAAAUUUGUAGUAGUAAGGAAGAGAUCAUUGCCAGAGUAGGAAACAUCUCGGGUCUUAAAACUCCUGUUGUCGUUUAUCUUGCUGUUGCCGAUACUCUUCUGGAGGAUAAAACUGUCUUGAAUGGCUGGAAAGACGGCUUGCAUCCUUUCGAGAAGAAAAAACUAGGUGUUUUUGACAUUUACAAGAAGCAACCAUAUCUAUUUCAAUCUGCUAUCGACUAUGAAGUCUGUUUAAGAUCCGAUAUCUUUGUAGGGAACAGUUUUUCAACAUUUUCAAGCCUUGUUGUUCUUGACAGAACCCAAAAGAUGAUUAAAGUGGGUGAGACAAAGUUGUGUGGUUCGGAUGUUAGAUGGCCUUCUUAUGCAUACAAUAUAAGAGGAGCAGGGAAUAGCCCUCAUCCGUGGGUAACAAAUAUGUCCGACACUAGCUUGACAGCAAUUAGCUAUGGCUCUAAUCACAUUUCUUGCUGAUAGCUCUCAAGGCUUGAAUUACUUGUUGUUUGUCAGCCUUUGGAUGCAUUGAUAAGGAUGCAGAUGAUUAGGUUCGAUUUUUCUUCGAAGUUUCAUUGUCUCUGCAGAACCUAUGCUGCGAUCUUUCGAGUCUUUUUGGUUAAAGAGAUAGGUUAUACAAAUUCUACAGCGGCUUUCUGGGGAUCGUGAAGAGUAGGUAUACUUUGCAUUUGUGUAGUUAUAUAUAUAUCUCAGAUUUUGCAUUCAUUUUUUGUUGAUAUGUUACAAUAAAUUGUUAAUAGAGCAUACACUUAUAUGGAAGUUAUGGUAUACUCUUUGUUUCUCAUACUGAACAAAAGAACAUAAAAUUUGGCAUUUUUAGGCCUUAAUG